CAUAAACACAGUUAACUUGCUGGGUGCAGCCCAUUGGGCCAAGUGAUUAAGGAAUCGGCCCGAUCUUUCCAAAGCCCGCCCAUUUGUGAGUCGGGUCCUGAUAAACAACCGAAUAUACUCUCUCUUGCAUUUGAUACCGUGCUUUCAGAUUGUAGAAAACCCGAAACUGAAGGGUUGUCUCAUCGUUGAUGAUUAUUUCCGACAAGAUUUUCUUCACUCUCUCGCGAGGUGUUUGUGCAUGCUGUGAGUAGGCCGGUACGUAAGUAUGGCACAUUUGAUCUCAACAUCGUGCUCUUUAAAAAUCUCUAGUAGCCGUAAAGCUUGCUUCCAAAGACUGAACAAUCCUUCAAAAGCAUACCAGACAUCUUUUACUCCACUUACUUCCAACCAGCCUUUUAAAGGGGUUGUCCUUAGAGGAGAUAAACCACAUAGGAAAUUUGUUGUAAAUGCAACCACAACUCCUUUAAGUCAAAAGACCCCAGCUCAACCUACCUCAUUUUCCCAUCAGAAUUCUGAUGAAUCAUCCAAGCCACAGCGGGUGAUGGUCAUUGGUGGAGAUGGGUACUGUGGUUGGGCCACUGCUCUCCAUUUAUCCAACAAGGGUUACGAUGUGGCUAUUGUUGACAGCCUUGUCCGUCGUCUCUUUGACCACCAACUGGGUCUGGAUUCACUGACUCCUAUUGCCUCCAUCCACAACCGGAUCCGUCGCUGGAAAUCUCUCACUGGAAAAAGUAUUGACCUCUACAUUGGUGACAUUUGUGACUUUGAGUUCUUAUCAGAAACCUUCAAGUCCUUUGAACCUGAUGCUGUUGUCCAUUUUGGGGAACAGCGAUCUGCACCUUAUUCAAUGAUUGAUCGGUCAAGAGCUGUGUUCACUCAGCAGAAUAAUGUGAUUGGAACACUUAAUGUUCUCUUUGCUAUUAAGGAAUUCAGAGAGGACUGUCAUCUUGUGAAGCUUGGGACGAUGGGAGAAUAUGGAACUCCAAAUAUUGAUAUUGAGGAGGGUUACAUAACAAUCACACAUAAUGGAAGAACAGAUACUUUACCUUACCCCAAGCAAGCUAGCUCUUUCUACCAUUUGAGUAAGGUUCAUGACUCAAAUAAUAUAGCCUUCACUUGCAAGGCUUGGGGAAUCAGAGCCACUGAUUUGAAUCAAGGCGUAGUUUACGGAAUGAAGACUGAUGAGACUGAGAUACAUGAAGAGCUCUUCAACAGGUUUGAUUACGAUGGAGUAUUUGGAACUGCCUUAAAUCGAUUUUGUGUCCAGGCUGCUGUGGGUCACCCACUAACUGUCUAUGGGAAGGGGGGCCAGACUAGGGGAUAUCUUGACAUAAGGGAUACAGUUCAGUGUGUGGAACUUGCAAUUGCAAACCCGGGACAGCGUGGUGAGUUUCGAGUCUUUAACCAAUUCACGGAGCAGUUCUCUGUGAAUGAGCUUGCCACCCUGGUUACAAAAGCAGGAGAAAAGCUUGGGCUUAAUGUGGAAAAAAUAUCCGUGCCGAACCCAAGAGUAGAGGCGGAGGAGCAUUAUUACAAUGCCAAGCAUACUAAACUCAUCGAGUUGGGACUGAAGCCACACCUUCUUUCAGACUCUCUUCUCGACUCAUUGCUCAACUUUGCUGUUGAGUUCAAGGAUCGUGUUGACACAAAACAGAUAAUGCCCAGUGUUUCUUGGAGAAAAAUCGGGGUAAAGCCAAAGACUGUCACAGCCUAAUCAUGGAAAGCAGGAUCGAGUGAUGUAGACCAGAGAAAAAUUUCCGUGUCCUGUUGUUGUAUCUCCCCACACCUCUGUGGGUUGGGGGACAUCCAGAGUUACUGAUUUUAUUUUUGUUUUUUUUUCUUUCUUGUCAAUGUUAGCUGCCCUUUUGUAGUGUUCUCGUAACGAAGAAUACAUUUUGUUAUUCUCUGGCCUUGAAUCACCAAGUAUGAAUCUAUGAUCAUGCAAUAUAUAUACCAGGUUGCAGAA
Messenger RNA from Tripterygium wilfordii, 1966 nucleotides. Its product is annotated as UDP-sulfoquinovose synthase, chloroplastic. The transcript is spliced from 3 exons. The record is from RefSeq and is a predicted model, not a curated record. NCBI's taxonomy places the organism in Eukaryota, Viridiplantae, Streptophyta, Magnoliopsida, Celastrales, Celastraceae. Bases 266 to 1714 code for a protein of 482 amino acids. Gene Ontology annotation, biological process: sulfolipid biosynthetic process; glycolipid biosynthetic process. Gene Ontology annotation, molecular function: UDPsulfoquinovose synthase activity.